Paramormyrops kingsleyae is the source of this 6823-nucleotide messenger RNA. Lineage: Eukaryota; Metazoa; Chordata; Actinopteri; Osteoglossiformes; Mormyridae. The record is from RefSeq and is a predicted model, not a curated record.
CACUCGGCUCCAGUGCUCAUUUAAGGAGCUCCACACCAGCACUCUUAGGCAGUUUAACCGUUGCAGGAAGGCACAUACAGGACCUGCAUUAUAAGUGAUUCCAUUCAAGAGCUUUUGGGAAGUACAUGCUGUGGGAAGAUCACAGAGUUGGUUCCUCCUUUCUGCUGGGGAGUCUGAGGUUUCUGUGUGGAGGCCAUGUGCCGCAGCAUGGGACCUGGUGCCUGGUGAGGAGUAGGUGACGAGGACAGCUUCUGCGGGCAGGACGAGUACGAGGACCGCAAAUCUGACGGAGACGGCACUGCAGAGGACGUCUCUGGGCUUGGCUGGUCCCCGCGGGACACACAUUUCUUCUCGCAGCCAGAAGCGGCGGACUCUGCCUGCACUUCCCUUGGCUCCUACUUCUCUAUCCGCAGUUCUCCUAUCAGCACAGACAGUCACAGCCCAGGGAUGUAUUUCUGCCACUUGGGCGGCGCUAACGUCCUUUCAGGCUCCUACCCCCCCGAGGAGACCCCCAUUUCUCUGUCCCUCAGCAAGGCCACGGAGACUCAGUGCUGCCCAACAACAAGCAUCACCCCCCCUGUCAACAGCGUGGCGACGCUGAAGGACCCACGGCAAGCUGAGAGCAUGGAAUCAGACAGUGAGAUGUUCCCCAUUUUGGUGAGGUCCAUGGCAAUGUCAGGGAGACACAGACGGGAGGUGCCCUCAUCACCUACUGAAUCAAGGAGGAGGCUGAGCUUAGACACCCCAGCAAUGGACAGUCAUUGGGCCAGAGAAGAUCUACAGCAGUCAUCCCACCUUCAUCACUCUGCUUACCCAGAAUGCCCCAGUAAAUCACAGGGGAAGCCCAAUGAGAAAACUGAAAAAGACUCUAAAAUUAACCAGAAGAAACUGGAGUUGGGGUCGAGCUCGUACUCAGGGUCUGAGGUCCUGGUGUCAGACUGUCCCGUGCUGGUGUUGCUGGAAACUUCCAGGAGUGUUGCCAGAACAGCAGGAGAGGACCCAGAUGAGACAUUGUACACCAAGGAAGCACAGAGUCACAUGCUGAUGGCACAGAGCGUCCUUCAGGAGCUAAAGCAGUACCAUGGAGCCAAGACAAGAACUGGGUCCAGGGAGGCCAAAGAACCUUCAGGGAAUGUCACCUGGUAUGAGUUUCUCUCCAAUGAAGACGGCGAUGAGGACGACCAUGCGGAGAAAAUGGAGGGAGGCAAUACAAAAGUCAAGCGCACCCUUAGCUCUCUGAGGAACAGGAUGGCUGGAUCCUUCAUUAAAGAUAAGGGUAAGAACAGAGAGAAAGAGAAGGGGAGAGAAACUGAUUCCAAGGAGGAUUCCAAGGAAGAACCCAAGGAGAAGCAUUCCAAGGAAGAACCCAAGGAGAAGCAUUCCAAGGAGAAAGAUCCAAAGGAGAAGCAUUCCAAGGAGAAAGAUCUAAAGGAGAAGCAUUCCAAGGAGAAAGAUCCAAAGGAGAAGCAUUCCAAGGAGAAAGAUCUAAAGGAGAAGCAUUCCAAGGAGAAAGAUCUAAAGGAGAAGCAUUCCAAGGAAGAGGAUUCUAAGGAGAAGGAAUUCAGCAAUGGGCACCAGCUGGUCCCAGCAACUGUCCCCAGUGGUGCGACCUGCUCUCUGUGCAACAAACCCCUGCAGAGGAGAGAUGGGCUGCAGUGUCACAACUGCGGCAUCACUGUUCACAGAGGCUGCAGGAGUCUUCUCACAGAGUGCAGCAGCCGAAACAGGUUUAAAGAGCCUCCGACCCAGAGCAGUGGGAAGGUGUGGAGUCGAGUGCAGUACUACAACCUAGCGCUGAGGGAGUCUGCUGUAGCCGGAGGCGGCCCCCCUGGCAUGACCGUCGCCCCGCGAGGACAGAGCCGCCGGCCCGCCGCCGCCCGCAGCCCCGACCUCGCCCACAGCAGCACCUCAGGAUCCAUCCCUGGGGAGAUGGAGGAGCCCGACGUGGCGAAGUUGAAGCCUGUCACGGAUGACUCGGCCUCCCAGCUCUCCUCUUCUGCAGAGGCCAUCGUUCUGGAAGAUGCACAUUACUUAUCAGUGCAAGCCGAAUUGGAGUUCGAUGCCCAGGACUUUGAGGUGGAGUCCUGGAGCCUGGCUGUCGACCCGCAGUACGCAAAGAACCACUCAAAGGAAGCCACUAAGAGACAGGAUGUGAUAUACGAGUUGAUCCAGACGGAGAUUCACCACGUUCGAACCCUGAAAAUCAUGCUGUGGGUGUACGCGCACAAGAUGCGGGAGACGGUGCAGGUGGAGCGGGUCUUUCCCCGUCUGGAGCACCUGCUGGAGGUCCACCGGAACUUCCUGUCCCUCCUCAAGGACCGAAGGCGCGAGUCGCUGGAGCCUGACAGCGAGCGCAACUACUGCAUCCAGCGCAUUGGAGACAUCAUCGCCUCGCAGUUUUCCGGGACCAUGGGUGAGCGGUUGAAGGACGGCUACGGCGGCUUCUGCUGCCGGCACACAGAGGCUGUCAGCUAUUACAAAGACCAGCUUCAGAACAACAAGAAGUUUCAGACCCUCAUACGGAAAAUCAGCAACCUGCCCAUCGUGAAGAGGCAGGGCGUGCAGGAAUGUAUCCUGCUGGUAACUCAGCGCAUCACUAAGUACCCUGUGCUGAUGGAGCGGAUCCUGCAGAACACUGCCGCGGGCACUGAGGAGCACAGGGAACUGGCGGAGGGGCUGGCGCUGAUCCGAGCCGCCAUCACGCAGGUGGAUGCCCAAGUCAACGACUAUGAGAAGGCCACGCGUCUGAAGGAGAUCGGCAGCAAGAUAGAGCCCAAGUCCGUGGGCAAGGUGAAGGAUGGCCGCGGGCUGAGCAGAGAGGACCUGGGCCGAGGCGGCCGCAAGCUGCUGCACGAGGGCACCGUCACCUGGAAGGCCGCCUCCGGCAGGCUGAAAGAGACCCUUGCUGUGUUGCUGACCGAUGUCCUUCUGCUCCUACAAGAGAAGGAUCAGAAGUACACUUUCUCCACUGUGGACAACAAGCCCUCGGUGAUCUCCCUGCAGAAGCUGAUCGUGCGGGAGGUGGCCCAUGAGGAGAAAGGCAUGUUCCUCAUCUGCGCCUCCUCCAACGAGCCGGAGAUGUACGAGAUCCACACGGCCUCCAAAGAGGAGCGGAACCUGUGGAUGGGGGCUAUCCGGCAGGCCGUGGAGAAUUGCCCACACGUGGGGGAAGAGUCCUUUGUUGAGCAGGAGGAUGAGCGGCUCAACAGAUUGAAGGAACUCCAGGAGCGCCUGAGCCUGAAGGACGCCCAGAUCAUGCAGAGCCUGAAUGGGAAGCUGCAGAUCUUCGCAGACUUGGCUGAGUUUUCCGCCGGCGUGCCGACAGGCUCUCGCACUCGCUUACUGCUGCGAGGUGAUUCCUCAGAUCUCCAGCAGGGGGAGAACCUGCUGAAGGAUGCCAUUACUGAAGCUGAGAGCCUACAGGAGCUGCUCCUGUCGGGCAGGAGAGAGACUCCUCUGGAGUCAGAGCGCAGCCAGAGUCCUGGGGGGUUGCCCUGCAGAGCAGAGACCUCGGGGAGCUACGACAGCCUUCCCACCUCCCUCUGCAAAACGGGCAGCAUGAGGAAGGCGGCUGCUGGGCAGGAGAGCAGGUCGAGGGACAGAAGCCAGAGGGCCCGGUCCGACCCCCAGCUGAGGGAGACGGGAGACAGCCAGCAGUCGGCUGUGGGAGGCCCUCUGGGAAACGGCGACACCAGGUGCUCGAAUUCAUUUCCUGAAACAGAGUUUCUUGACCGAGUGCUGAUGCUGUCCCAGCGGCUGUACAGCCUGCAGGCCAUCAUCUCCCAGCAGGAUGGUCAAGUUGGCCAGCAGAGGGCAACUCUGGCGAACCGCGAGCAGUCGGGUCGACCGCGUGGGGGCACGCCGCUGGAGCAGGAGAAGCAGCGGGAGGAGCUGGCGGACCUGCGGCGGCUGCAGAGCCAGCACCAGCAGGAGCAGGCACGCUGGCAGCGGGAGAGGCAGCGGGAGCAGCGCGAGGUGGAGGAAAGCGGCGGGCACCUGCGCCGGCGUGAGGAGGCGUGCCGCGCGCUGGAGGAGCGGCUGGCUGAGGAGCACCGCGAGCUGGAGCUCCAGCGCGACAAGUACCGGCAGGACCUGGAGCGGCUCCGCGAGUCCAGUGCCGCCGUGGAGAAGGAGAGGGAGUGGAUGGAGCGGCAGCAGAAGCGGCAGCGGAGCCACAGGCCCCCAGAAUCCUCCCUGAGUUUCAACGGGGUCAGCGGCACCAUGAACGAGCCAGUCCCCCUGCGCGGCCCCUCGGUCGCGCACCCUGACCUCCCCGAGAGGCUCGAGACCCUCCUGCGGCGAGACAGCAGCACCUCCGUCAUGGGGAAGGCGGAAGUGCCCAUCCACCUGAUCAGCACCACCAACCAGCAGCUGCAGCAGCGCGGCGUGCCCCAGCAGAUCCCCACCAAGCUGGCCGCCCUCAGCAAGGGCAAGGAGAAGAGCGGGAAGGGCAAGGGCUCCCAGCGCAGCGACAGCAUGGGUUGGCAUCCCGACCUGGGUUGUUCCCUGCCUUGCGCCCCUAACUUCCAGGAUAGGCUCCAGACCCCUUCAACCCUGCGUAGGAUAACUGGCGUCCGCAGACACAAAGCAGGCACCACCUGUCAAGCAGUCGGCAAAGGAGGAGGGGGUUCCGAAAUCCAAGGGGCCCGUCACUCCACCACAGCCACAUCACACAGAUCCAGCCAGCAUUCUGGACCUGGAUGCCAACUCUCUGCCCCCUGGCCCACCGCCUCAGCAGCUUGCUGGCCACCCCCCCAAGGAGGACGUGAUUUUCUUCUAGAGCUGCUCUCGGGGGGGGGGGUCAGAUGCCUGCAGGAUUUUAUGCAUUUACUUUUCUACCCCUCUUUUUCUGCAAAUCAAUAUUCUGAGGGAUACCGAAUGUUCUUUAAUCCUUUGAUACCCAAAAAAAACAAUUGCACGACGGGACAUUCUCAUUUAGCCUGGUCCAGUGGAAAGAGAUGGUAUUUCCUGCCUUAAAGGUUUCCUUACUGUUCCUCGCAUAAGACCUUCGGGAUGUAGAAUUAGAGGAAUAGAAUGUACUAUCUAUACAAUAUCCUCACCGUCUACUAGAGCAGGUACUUCCUGGGUCCCCUUUGUGUUCUUAUGCAGAAUAACAGCGACACUACUAACUUUCGUAAUCUUGCGUAAUCUCGAUAUAUAAAUGUCGGUUUUGCACAGUGUCUCUAGGAAAUCCUACAGCAGCUUCCUGACUUUGAGGACAUGUCUGUGCUGUGUCACUGACCGGACGCUGAUAUCUAACGUGUGUCGCGUGGAAUGUCUUUGCGGAAGAAGAAUCCCUGAAACAGAACUCUGAAAAUAAGGGGCACUGUGGUUUUUUUUAUCCGUCCUGAAUUUUAAAUAUCUGAGUGAGUGUCUGUUGUUAGUUGCUUUGACCUUUUUAUUUUCACAAAGUGCUAUUUUGAAGUACUUUAAAGAUAGUUGUUCCGAGAAUCAUCAGAUGUUGGAUAUAAAAAAAAAAACCUGUGGGAAUAUAGACAGGGAUAAUCUGACUACAACUAUUUUAGUGCUGUGAUCUUCCUGAAAUGUGCCAAGCAUGAGCGUCUGCAAGAAUGAUCUCCAGCACUCUGUCUGAAGGUGCAGCAUAAUUUAGAGUGGAUUAUAAUGGGUAAUCCAAUGUGGGACCAGUUUGCUGUCCUUCGCGGAGAUGUCACGCCCAGUAGCCCUUUGGGUCCUGUCGGGGCUCUAAUCGGUCAUGUUUGUAUGUGCGAUCAAGCCAAUCAAAUGUCGCACUAUUAUGGCCGGUAACUUCAGAUGUGUCAAGGUUGACUCAUUCCAAAUCAAACAAUUAAGGCUGAACUGCAGGUUCCCAACCAUUCUGUUAGUCUAGGGUGUGGGUGUGUGUUUAUGUGUGUGUGUCAGAAGAAUUGGCCAGGAUUGACUGUAAAACUGCACAGCAAACAAAGAUGCAAGGUUAAAAAAAAAAUUCUGCUUAAACCCCCCCCAACCUCAAGCUGAUGCUCCACAGUGCGGUGAACUAAUAGCCAGGUUCCCAAGUUGGAGAUCCAGAACUUGGACACGCUGUGGACGUGCCUCGCGGGUUAGGCGGAAACGACGGCUCCUUCUGCUGACCGUUAAAAAGCUCUGUCCGCUCGGAUGUGGUUUGCAUCUCCUCUCUUCUCCCCUCUUUUACAAUGUUGGAGGUUUCCCCACUCCCAUUAAUGCGUUAGUCAUCCUUAUGUCCGUUUAUUUGAAAUAUUAAACCAAAGGAACGUUUUCUAAUUGGUGAUUUUGGUUUUUCGUUCGUAAUGAAUUUGUUACCACUUGAAUGAACUGAACUGGCAACAGUCGCCUGAUUUAUAAGUAAGAAUCUCUGCGAUUGUGAAUAUAAGUGUGGAAGGUCCUGGUGUCGUUUUGUAGCAGUUUUUCGUUUGUUCUUUCGUUUGCUUAUUUAUUUGUUUCUGUUCGUCUGUCUUCCCCCCAUGUUGUCCAUACUGGUGUGAGAUGCUGCUUCCCCUUGGAUCAGGUGGCGUUCCUGAAUCCCCCAGUUUCUGACAUGAAUAUGACUAACCGUCGGGAUUUUAAACCUCCUUUGUUAUGCACAACCUGCACUCAGUUUUUAUAUAGAGUUGAGAUUAAUUUCCUUUAUUAUUUAUGGCUGAUUAUGCGUCUUUCUCCAUAAACAUCUUGAUCUGUCUUUAUGUAAAUAGUGGUUAUAAUUGUACAUGUUUGAUUAUUAGUGAUCAUGAAGGGGAAAUUAAUGAUUGUAUUUGUGUUUAAAUUAUGUUGUGCUUUUUUUUUGUCAUACAUUAUUCUAUCCGUGUGGAAGUCUGUGGGUUUAAGCAAUAAAAACAUUUGUACCGGG